Molecule: messenger RNA, 384 nt
Organism: Cooperia oncophora
Lineage: Eukaryota; Metazoa; Nematoda; Chromadorea; Rhabditida; Trichostrongylidae
Source: the annotation of a GenBank genome assembly
AUGUCUCUAUUCAUACCUGCUGAUGGCAUUCUCAAGACUCAUCUAACUUGGGACGAACUUCAAAAGAGCGUCUUCAAAGCCUUCGGAGAACAAGCGAAAUUUGGACCGAACAAAGACGGUGUUAUGUCAAGGAUAUGUUUGAUAUCACCUGAUUGGCAGACUGAGCCCAAGGACGUGCCGAAGAAAUUCAUAGUGAAGAUUUCUUCGCAACUAUCAAUCAUGGAAAACAAAGCGAUCAUGGAUCACAGUGAAGUAUUCAGUGAAGAGCUUAUCAAACAUCUUGAAAAUCAAGUGAAACGGAACCAUAACGCGGAAGUUCGCUUUUAUGAACUGAUGAAGAAGUACAAUGUCGAAGGCAUUGCUCUACCUAAGGUACGAAAAUAA